AUGGCUGAACUUUCAGAGCCAGAAGGUACUGUAAACUGGAAGGAAAGAUGUUUGACUCUGGAGUCACAGUUAAUGAAAUUUCGUCUCCAGGCAAGCAAGAUCAGAGAAUUGUUAGCAGAAAAGAUGCAGCAGCUUGAGAAACAAGUUAUAGAUGCUGAUCGUCAAGCAGAGAGAGCUUUUCAGCAGGUGCAGGUCAUGGAAGAAAAAUUAAAAGCAGCUAAUGUUCAAACAAGUGAAUCAGAAACCAGGUUGUAUAAGAGAUGUCAAGAUCUGGAGAUCCUGAUACAAGAUAAAAAUGACAUCAUACAGAAAUUGGAGCAACAACUUGAAGAACAGAAGCAAAUAAGAAUGCAAGAAGCAAAAAUCAUAGAAGAAAAAGCAGCUAAAAUAAAAGAAUGGGUGACAGUCAAGCUCCAUGAGUUAGAGGUGGAAAAUCAGAACCUUCGCUUGAUCAACCAAAAGCAAACCAAAGAGAUGAAAACAGUACAAUCUAAACUGCAAGAAGCUACAGGCAAGAAAUCUGUUACUUCAGCACAAAAACCUGGAGAGUGCCAGCGACUAAGCAGUUUGACUUUUGGAUGCUUUUCUAAUAGAGCAAGAAGUCCUCAACCAUCUCCUAAGUUGGAAGAAUUAAGCAAGUCUUCAUCUAAAGAGUCAGACUACACUGAAGGCAAAAACAUGCUAGAGAAGGAUAUCCUGGAAACCACCUUUGCUGGUACUGCACAGGAGAGCAAUAAAGGACAGAAGUCCUUGCAACAAAGUUCCCCUGGGUCAGAGCAGACCAAAAAUGUGAGAAGGAGCUGUUCAUCCAAAGACAUAGACAGCGACUUGUCAAAGAACUCCGGCACAACAGGGAGUGACUGGAGCUCAGAUGAGGAUGGAGGUGACAAUAAGGGACUGAAAUCCAGGUGUGCAUCCACUCUCUCGAGCCACACAUCCGAAGAGAAUGCAAGAUACAGUAGAGUGGGAAGUGAAAUGUAUUUGACAGCAUCUGAUGACAGUAGCUCUCUAUUUGAAGAAGAGAGUUUUGGUGUUCAGAGGACUCAGCACAAGAAGUUAUACUCCUGGCAGCAAGGGUCCCAAAGAAAAGGCCAGAACAAUCCAGGUGGAAAGAGCAACUCUGACUUCACGAGUAAAAAGAAAGACCAAGAUAGUUCUUCAGAUGAGCUGAGUAAGAAAUUUCAGUCUCAAAGGCUAGAUUAUUCAUCUUCAUCCAGUGAGGCAAAUACCCCAAGUCCAAUUUUAACCCCUGCUCUGACACCCAAACACCCAACUUCUGCAACGUCUGCAGGUUCUCAAUGCACAGCAAUAUCAGAUUCUCCCUCAAAUUUGCCUCCAACGUUGCGGACUCCUAAUGUGUUUAGUAUAAAUUCAGCACUAGCAAAAAAACAUCUAAGCCAGCCCCAGCUGAGUUCUGACAGAAUGUUUGGUAGAAAUAGAAAUGCCAUAAGCAUGAUACGUCCUUGGAGACCACAGGAAACAGAUAUUGAUCUGGUGGAUGGAGAAGAUACUGGUAUUUUAGAGAAAAUGGAGAUUGGCUGUGAUGAAGGAGUGUUUACCUAUGACUGCACUGAAGCCCAGGAACCUUGUGAUGCGACAAAAAAGGGUGCUAGCAACAAACCUCCAACCCCUCCAUUACAUCGAUUUCCUUCCUGGGAAAGCAGAAUUUAUGCUGUAGCCAAAUCUGGUUUAAGGAUGUCUGAAGCUUUCACCAUGGAGUCUCUUAACAGAAGUGCUGUUUCACUACCUUCAUACUCCAUAUCUGGCUUAUAUACAUCUCUGAUAUAUAAGAACAUGACCACUCCUGUCUACACCACUUUGAAAGGGAAAGCAACUCAAAUAAGCAACAGCCCAUUUAUAGAUGAGUCUUCGGGGUCAGAGGAAGAAGACAGCUCUCGGUCCAGCUCAAGGACUUCUGAGUCUGAUUCUCGAAGCAGAAGUGGUCCAAGUAGUCCUCGGGCUAUGAAACGAG
This is a messenger RNA of Mesitornis unicolor (brown roatelo), 1972 nucleotides long. Its product is annotated as pleckstrin homology domain-containing family H member 2-like. Gene Ontology annotation, molecular function: actin binding. The annotation marks the transcript as partial. The transcript has 10 exons. Lineage: Eukaryota; Metazoa; Chordata; Aves; Mesitornithiformes; Mesitornithidae. Gene Ontology annotation, cellular component: cytoplasm. Gene Ontology annotation, biological process: negative regulation of actin filament depolymerization. The record is from RefSeq and is a predicted model, not a curated record.